AUGAAGACCCUUCACUUCUUCUUUGUAGUCCUCUUCUUGGUUCUCAGUAGCCAAGCCAGGCUACAUCUGUGGUCUACAGGCAAACUGAAGGACAGCAAGGAUCCUGAGACUGAGCGUGCUGCUUAUCAGGCAGAUGGUAAGCUGCGGGGUUCUUUCAGAACAACAACAACAACAAAAAGAGUGUAUUUCACUCAGGAACUGUGGGUCCCAUGUUGAGUGAAAGAUUUGUGCAUUGCAGGGGUUGGACUAAAUGACCUUUGGGUCCCUUGCAACUCGACAAUUCUAUGAUUCUACGAUUCUGUGAUCCCAUCAGGAGAUAUGAUCUGCGUGAUAUCAGCAUUGGACAUUAAUGUGGCAACACCUAUGCUUUGGACUCCCCUUCCAUUAAAUUAUAUAUGCAACAGGCAACUUUUUCAUUGUUCUGUUGGCACCUGUUGAAAAUAUUCCAUUUCCAACAAGACUUCUUGAAUGGAUGGAUGAUAGAUAGAUAUAGAUGACAUAGAAUUGGCAGGGGGUUGGACUCGAUGGCCCUUGUGGUCUCUUCCAACUCUAUGAUUCUAUGAUUCUAGAUAGAUGAUAGAUAGAUAGAUAGAUAGAUAGAUAGAUAGAUAGAUAGAUAGAGAUAGAUAGAUGAUAGAUGAUAGAUAGAUAGAUAGAUGAUAGAUAGAUAGAUGAUUGAUAGAUAGAUAGAUAGAUGAUAGAUAGAUGAUAGAUAGAUAGAUAGAUAGACAGAUAGAUAGAUAGAUAGAUAGAUAGAUGAUAGAUAGAUAGAUAGAUAGAUGAUAGAUAGAUGAUACGCUAAAUUUUGAUUGAUUUCAUAUAUGUUUUGUGGAUUCAGGUAGGUAGCUGUGUUGGUCUGACACAGUCAAAAUAAAUAAAAGUACUUAAUUUGUUCUGGAGGUUCGUUCUUAACCUGAAACAGUUCUUAACUUGAAGCACCACUUUAGCUAAUGGGGCCUCCUGCUGUUGCUGUGCCACCAGAGCAUGAUUUCUAUUCUCAUCCUGAAGCAAAGUUCUUAACCCGAGGUACUAUUUCUGGGUUAGCAGAGUGUGUAACCUGAAGCAGCUGUAACCCGAGGUACCAGUGUAUAUAGACGGAGGGUGGGGUGGAGGUUUUCUCAGAAGGGUAGUGGGAGAUGGGUGAUUGACUCAAUGGGUAUGGUAAACCUGUUGACGACUGCUAAUGACUGCAUAUGUUUUGUUGUAUGACUGCAUAUGUUUUGCUGCAUAUAUGUUUUGUUGUAGUCAUUGCAAGGGAUUCAACUCAUGAGUCCCACCAAAGCACUUCCUCUCCUCUCCUCCACUGUGUGUCCCUUGCAUGUUCCCAACACUAUCAUUAUUGCCUUUUUUCCCCUUUCCAGCAGAGAAUGGGCAGGCAGUUGCACCACCACAGGACGGGAAAAUCUCUUGCCUCUGGCCUUGGGGAUACUGCUUACUGCGGAAGCUCCGGUGUGCCUCAGGCUUUGUGAUGAAGGAGAGAUUCAACAACUGCCCAAAUACCCGCACCCUGAAGUGCUGCGUUCUGUGA
Podarcis lilfordi (Lilford's wall lizard) is the source of this 1528-nucleotide messenger RNA. Lineage: Eukaryota; Metazoa; Chordata; Lepidosauria; Squamata; Lacertidae. The record is from the annotation of a GenBank genome assembly.